AUAAUAAAUUCUAAUUCGGGUCAAUUUAAAACUACGAAACUUUCUCGUCGCGUACGAUGAGAAUUUUUAAUAAAUAAGUUUAUAAACAUUUAUGAGGACACUCCCUGAAGCGUUUUUAUAUUAAUAAGGAAACUUUUAAGUGGAAAUCAAUGAAUCAAUAAAUAUAUUGUGCUUAUUAUAUGAAUUAAUGAAAAAGCGAGGGUCUGUCGUUUGUUUUACUUACAAUUAUUGAACUGCAGGAUUACUGUUUAUCCGACAUAAGCAGUGCAGUCUGACAAAGAGAACAGAGCAAGAGGGAAAGAGAGACCGUCGCGUGAUACGUGACCGCGAUAUUAAGGUUAAUCCUGGCCCGUCUGUCCAAGUCGAAUCCCACCAUAAACUCUGGCAACGGCACACGCUCGUCGCGAUUAGUACCUAAUUGAAGUGCUUUCAUCGUUGGUUCGCGCCGCGCGCUUACAGAGAAGUUUCAAAGCCAGAGGGAGAGAGUGGCUAAUCGUUACGAAGCUGAGGCUGAUUAAAACCAAGAGAAAUGACUCCAUAAAUUAAUUUCUGUUAUGCGAAUAAGAAAUAAAUCUAACUGAUGCAAUAGGCACCCUCGGUUUUCAAUUUUUAACUCACUGUUUCAGAAUAUUUUAUCUAUAACAUGAAAUAAGGCGAAAUCGUACGCGAUCUUUCAGCUCAUUAUUGAUUCGGAAAACGGACAUCCCCGUAGAAUUAAUUGAGCACCGAUAACACAGUCGCACGUUAUCGAUAUCUGUCAAUCGCGAUUAAACGAAUUCAAUUGAAACAGACUUAUUGAAUUUCUGCUGUUUGCAAAAGGAUCUAGCCACGGGCCUUUACCAAUGACAGAUGAGUAAAUCCUGUGCGGGAUAGAUAUAAAACAGCUAAACCAAAACGAACGGUAGUAGUGAAGCCAUUCACGUCUUUCUAUAAACGUGCUUCUUGCGAGAGAGGGAAAUUCGUGACGCUAUGCAUCGAGCAACGUACCUCGCGUUGGUCCUCACUUUGGCGAUGAUGACAAAGGCUACGUAUAACUACUGCCAGCGGUGCAAUCAAAGUUUUGAAGCGUUGAGAAAAAAUAGCCGGUACCCGGAGAACUUCCAUCCUCUCCUCCGCGUUCAGCUGACGGGUGGCGGUUCGCAUUUACCUGGACAGGAAAAUUACGUCGAAGAAGAGGAACAGCCAAUGUCCAACGUUCGGGACGACAGAAACUUAUCUCCCGAGUAUCGUAGUCUAUGCGAAACCGUAACAAAAACCACGGAAUUACGCGACACCGAGUACGAGUAUCUACCGCCUCUUUAUCAUGAGGUUUAUUGUAAAAAUCACGCGUUGAUAAAUAACUUGCAAAACGCGAACCCAUUGAUACAGGAAUGCGUGCACCCUCCCGGGUUUCAUUGCGUGCAAAAGAGUAAAACGCUGUUUCUGGUGAGGCGUCGACGGAACAGCGACUGUUGGGAACCUGACGUGAAGGAGAUCGCCAGCGGUUGCGACUGCAUGUGGCCAAUAUCUACUUUCGGAGACAUAAUCGAACAUUAUCAAUCAAAGGAAUCGGAGCUCAGGAAUUAAUGAUUCCAAAGUUGAGAAUCGUAAUGAUGUAAAAACAUUAGCUUUAUAAUCAACUGAACUGUCACGCUUACAAGAUUCUAUUUUAUGAAAUCGUACCACUAC
This is a messenger RNA of Ceratina calcarata, 1668 nucleotides long. RefSeq lists its product as uncharacterized. The transcript has 5 exons. Lineage: Eukaryota; Metazoa; Arthropoda; Insecta; Hymenoptera; Apidae. Bases 970 to 1566 code for a protein of 198 amino acids. The record is from RefSeq and is a predicted model, not a curated record.